Penicillium canariense is the source of this 354-nucleotide messenger RNA. RefSeq lists its product as uncharacterized. Lineage: Eukaryota; Fungi; Ascomycota; Eurotiomycetes; Eurotiales; Aspergillaceae. The coding region runs from base 1 to 354 and encodes 117 amino acids. The transcript is spliced from 2 exons. The record is from RefSeq and is a predicted model, not a curated record.
AUGAAUGCGCCGAUGAAGCAAGAACAUGUUGAUAGGGGCCUUACCGUAGAGGACUCCAUGGCACCACUUGACCCUGCAUCUAGACGAAGGCUACAGAAUCGCCUCAACCAGCGUGCUAGUCGUGAAAGGAAGCAAGCUGAGAAGAAGCGACAGAAGCAAGAACAACGCUGGGUUAUCUACACCAAUGAAGCCAAGGCCUUCCCAGUGGCCGAAGACAUUCAAUUGACAAGUGUGCCAAAAUCGACGCCACCACGUGAAACCCCCCGGCGAGCCAAGAUCACAAGAGUUCUUCCUUUUGUGCAAUCGGAAAAGCGCCGCCAGAACAGUAUCUGGCUCUUACAAGAACGCAAGUGA